Messenger RNA from Saccostrea cuccullata (small rock oyster), 4889 nucleotides. RefSeq names its product probable methyltransferase TARBP1. The coding region runs from base 84 to 4631 and encodes 1515 amino acids. The record is from RefSeq and is a predicted model, not a curated record. Gene Ontology annotation, molecular function: RNA binding; tRNA (guanine) methyltransferase activity. Gene Ontology annotation, biological process: tRNA methylation. The transcript has 26 exons. Lineage: Eukaryota; Metazoa; Mollusca; Bivalvia; Ostreida; Ostreidae.
GUUCCACGUGCAUUUGUUGUGCUAAAGAGAGCAAAAUGAUUACUCAAAACAUUUGCUUAUCUUGGUCAUAAUCAGAUUAUGAAAUGAAAAUGGACUUCCUGACAGUGAAGGACAUAGCUGCAGAGUCUAUUAGUUCUAUUAAACUCAUAGAACUGUUGGUGAAGCAGGUUAAAAAGAAAAAAGACAACAAAAUAGAUCCAGAAUUCUGUGAUCUCUUGUAUUUACUGGAAGGCAUCAUCUCAACAGAACAAGAUGUGGACACUAAUUGCAUUCAUAGAGUUUUAGAUGAGGUGUGCCUCCCACUCCUGUUUAAGAUUCAUCCCUCAUAUGACAGUAAUGUAGAGAAUGUAGCUCUGCUGACAUCAGUUAGCUCCCUUUGUGGGGCGUGUCUAUUGAAGGCUGAGGAGACCAGGGUGACUGAUUUGAUUGACCAGUGUUUGCGGAUUUUGACAUCUUACAGUCAGGGGGCUGAUUGGAUAUCCGAGGACGGAGAGUCCAUGGACAUUUAUUGCUGUGUGUCAGUUUUACAGCAUAUGUCCAAACAUAGGGUAAACCAAUUCUUAACUUCUAUACAGAACAAACUCCUAAAGGCAUACUUCUGUGUUGUUCAUUCUAUAAAGUGUAUGCAGGACAAUUUACUCAUAAACUUGGCAUUAAAUUUCCUAAAGAAUAUGAUGAAUAUAUGUAUCAGUGAAAAUUUUGAUAAACUUUCAGCUGUUUGGGAAUUAAUUUGCAAAGAGUUUGAUGAAGGGAAUGAAAAGCCAUACAUUGUACUUUGUGGUAUGGCCGGCCAUUUCUUUCCUGUGGUGAAUGACACUGUAGUUUUUGAUCUGAAAUGUAAGGAUGACUUCUGGAGAAUAAUUCAGCAAGGAGUAAGUCGAAAAUCACCCUCCUCCCGGAAACAAACGAUGUACCUGUUGAAGAGGGUGACUGACAUCUGUCAUUCCUGUAACAUUAGUGUUCAAAGUGAAACCUUGUUCCACUGGAAACCAAAAGACAAUUUGAUGGAGGUCUGGGAGGACUAUAUACUAAUUCUAGAAACCUUGGAAGAAAAACAGGUUCACAUCAUUAAACCAGUGCUUCCCAGAUUAUCUAAACUCAUAAAAGCAACACAGAUUGAUCAGAAUGGUCAAGGGUCUCUACAUUCAUCCUGGCUUACAGCCAUUUUCAGGAGACUUCUGAUGCAUGAGAAUAUCUUUAUUGUGAGGUAUACUGUGGAUGUACUUCUAAAGUUAGACCUCCGGUUUUGUCCAAUGCUGAAACAAGGCCAGGAGAAGUAUGUAUGUGAAGAGUUUUUGCUGUCUCUACAAGAGCCAAAACUGUUUGUCAGACAAGAGAGGUCCCCAGCAGGAUCCAGUCUCACUUGUUGUGAGGCACUCGCAGGGUUCUUCCAAAACUGUUGGCAAGUCCUGGACAAUCCAUCUGCACAAACAUCUUUCUUCAGGAGAAUCCUGACAACAAUUGUAGACAACACUUGGAGCCCAGUGCCCUUAUUAAUGAUUUUUGAGGCUCUGUCAAAAACUCCAGCUACUCCUAUCUUGGAUUCAGCUGGACUUCAAGAUUUCAAAAAUGGUGUAACUGGUGAGACAAGAACCUGGGACAGUUUUACUAGGGGGGCCAUGUUGUGCUUCUGUGGAAAGAUUCUUCUGAAUCUUAUAAACAUUGAAAAAGUUCAGCCUCUUGAAUUUUUCUUCACCCUCACCAUGUUCACUAGAAGUGAGAGUCUGUGUAGAGGAACUUGUUUUUGGAAGGAGGUUUCUGAUUGGCUAAAGACCAUUACAAAUCUUGGACUUAAGAAUUGGACUGCAGAUGACAUCAAAUCAUGCAUCAGAAACCAAACUGUAAAGCUACUGACCAUCAAAGAGGACAGUGUUACAGAUGAAGGAGACAUUUUGAUGAUGAGUCGUCUGAUACUGUUGUCUGUGGAUGCAGACAUCCUGCCACUGAGGACUUCCUCUGAACAGGAGACAUAUUCCCUAACACACACACUACAAUCACUGACUAAGAUCAUCAAUGAUUUCCCUACCCAUCCCUACAUGUCAUCAGUCAAGGUGGAAAAAGCACUGGAACUAAUGGUGGGCCUUAUGGCAGAAGUUGGAGAUUCAUUAGAAGAUGAAGUCAGCCAAUUUAUUAAGUCUUUCAUGAACACAGCAGCUGUAUCAGGAAUCUUAUUUAUACAGCAGCAGCUCACAGAGGGAUGGAAACAAAUGAGUGAUCUCCCUUCAGUAAACCUUUGCUGUGAUGCACUGUCAUUGGUUGUGAGCAAGUCAUUUGAUGCUAAUGUUGGAGAAGCAACAAAACAAUUGUCUGGGAGAUGUUUUCAUUUUCUGCACACUUUGAAACAGGACAGUGUAGAACAGCAGAUUAAGCGGCUGGGAGCUAGUAUGAUAUUGGGAACGAUUGCCCAGCAUGUCACGGAUCAGAAGCUACUAAGACAUUUACUCACACAGGUCCAGUCUUCAGCCUCAUUUAUUCCAGCCACAUUUAUAAAGCCCCACUCUGAUACCUGUAUUAGCCAGAAAGAAUGGGGAAGAAUGGCAUCAGACUUCAUGACCAGCCAAUGGCAAAUUGUCCUUUUCCUCUUAAAGAAUUCCAAUCCAUGCAACUCCUUUGUCACUAUUGAGAAGUGUUUGGAAUACUUGGCAGUCAGUUCAGGGGAGGCCACGAUUAUCAUCUUCAGUUGUAUCAAGCUCCUUUUGCCAAUGAAGGUAGAUGAAGGAAAACUAGACACAGUAGUAGAAGUGCUUAGAAUCACAUGGGCUUAUCUAAAGGAACGUCAAGGAAAAGGGACCAGUUACUGGCAGUACUUAGAGGCUUACACAGAAAUGGCCUUCCAGAGAGCCCUGACCACACAGUCUAAGGACUCUCCUGUUACACAUCAACUCUUACAAAUUAGUGAUGACCUUAUGGAGACUGGUGAAGAGAAAAGCGGGGUAGUAAAUGUGUUGUUAAAUCGUUUGAUCAGAGACUGCCCCGUUCCAAUGGAGAAUUUCCUUCCAGUCCUUGUCCAAUGCUGUAUGUUUGGACCUGUCUACAAAAAACAGGAUAAACAGUUGAUUGAUGUGUUCAGCUACAUAUCAUCUUUAGGAUCCAAAUUAACCAGCAAUGAACUCCAACCUUGGUUUCCCAAGAAUCUGAUGGUGAAAGUCAGACUUGUAGAAUUCCUGUGUCAUUUAGAUCCUCAGAACUCCCUCCAUAACAGCUUUGGACACCUCCUCUUGUCAGCUAUAUUUACGAAAUACCAGGACUUGGUGACAAUAUCCAGUGGGAACACUUAUAGCAACUCGUUACCACAUCGUCAGAAAAACAGACUGAUGCAGUGUGUGUUGCUCUUAGAACCAUUUAUUUCACAGACAGAAAGUGAGGUUAUAUUUUCCCAGCUGAUUGAUUUUCUCAGUGUAGAGAUGCAGCCAUCUGUAAGGCAUUACCAGGAGUGGGCGUGCAUGCGGCUUAUUAGUCGAUUUCCAAACCUUGUAUCAAAUUUGUGGUCAGCAUUUGCUGUGAUUCAGAAGAAGAGUACCCCAGGCCUCUCCUCACUAAUGUUAAUCACUUCUCAUAUUGGACUUCUGCAAACCACAGCAUCUCAGGAGAAGUUUUAUGACACUGCCUUAUCUAAGAUUUUGCCUCUCUGUUUGGCCCACCACUUCCAAACUCGGAUCCAUGCCCUGGCUGUCUUGUCUUUGCUAUGGGGCCAGUGUAAGAAACUGAAUCUCCAGGGAGUCAUAAAUCGACAUGGCAUUAUUGAAGUCUGCUUUAUCCAACUUGUUGAAGACAAUAAUACAUCAAAGAAUGUGAAGAAGUUGCGGGAGGACUAUUUUCUGGCUCACCUUGACAUCCACAGAGACUAUAGUGUGGAGACUCUAUUCCACACAAUGCCUUGCCUGAGCUUGCUGUUUGAUGAUGAGUGGAUUUCUCCCCACUAUUUUGAUAUGUAUCCAAAAACCUCCUACAUACCCUUAAAAAAUCCAGACUUUACUUUUAAAAAGUAUGAGGAGAAGACUCAGUGCUUAAAAGUCCAAAAUGACAGUGAAUCUGAAGAAACAUCAGGAGAUAUCCAGAAAAAGAUCAUGCCAUGGCAACUAAUGAAUCCUGACGAUGUGUUUGGAGGAGACAUGGAAAAUCCCAAACGUCGUCACAGUUCUGAAGGACUGAUCCUGGUGACAUCGCUGAUUGACAAGGUGCCUAAUCUGGGAGGACUUUGCAGAACCAGUGAAAUUUUUGGAGUGUCCGAGUUUGUCUUGAACAAGCUGAAGUAUGUGGAGGACAAGGUGUUUCAGACUCUCAGUGUCUCAGCUCAUAAAUGGGUUCCCAUCAGAGAGGUUUUCUCUGUCCAUCUCCCAGAAUAUUUCCAACAGAAGAAAUCUCAGGGAUACACCUUGGUCGGGGUGGAGCAAACAGCUAACAGUGUCUCACUUAAUGACUUCAAGUUCCCAGCCAAGACGCUUCUCCUGUUAGGAAAUGAGAAGGAGGGGAUUCCGGCUGACCUAAUUAGCCAGUUAGAUGUUUGUGUGGAGAUUCCACAACAAGGAGUGAUACGCUCCCUAAAUGUCCAUGUCAGUGGCGCAAUCUUAGUGUGGGAAUACAGGAGACAGCAUAUGGUGAAGGACAAAAUAUCUGUCUCAGGCAGCUAGUGCAGGACAAUUAGCCUGCUUAUUCCAAGGUCUGGAUAUCUGAUAAUAUCAAAAAAGACUUUAGAUGACAGAUUGAACUUUUUUCCAGGAUAUAAACAUAUACAUAGGAUGCGAUAUGUAUUUGUGUGCCCUAAAAUUAUCUGUCAUGCUAAUAUCAUUAAACUGUAAAGAAAAAAUAUCUUAUAACUGUUUAUGAGAAAAGAUUGAAAUAAUGUGAUAAUUAAAAUUUUUAGAGUGCCAUAAACAACAUUCUAAAUA